UUAUCAAGGAGUUGAGUAUUCCCCGAUCAGACAACCAGGACCUGUCAUUUCCUACAAAAUAUUCACAGAAUUUCUACGGUCAAUGUGCCGCAAACUUUUGGAAGCAAUACCGUUCGUACUGGAAGAAUCCACCCUACAAUGCUAUGCGCUAUCUGAUGACAUGUCUCUUUGGCCUUGUAUUUGGUACAGUAUUUUGGCAAAAAGGAAAGAACAUAGAUUCACAACAAGAUUUAUAUAAUCUGCUUGGAGCCACUUACGCUGCUACAUUCUUUCUUGGGGCUUCAAAUUGCAUCACGGUUCAGCCUGUUGUAUCGAUUGAGCGAGCAGUUUUCUACCGUGAGAAGGCAGCGGGGAUGUACUCUCCGUUAUCCUAUGCAUUUGCUCAGACAUGUGUGGAGGUCAUCUACACCAUCUUACAGGGGAUACUGUACACAGUCAUCAUAUAUGCGAUGAUCGGAUAUGACUGGAAAGCGGAUAAAUUCUUCUAUUUCCUGUUUUUCAUCACUGCAAGCUUCAACUACUUCACAUUGUUCGGCAUGAUGUUGGUAGCAUGCACUCCCUCCGCAUUGCUCGCGAACAUUCUCAUCACGUUUGCUCUACCUCUGUGGAACCUCUUUGCUGGAUUCCUCAUCGUUAGACCGGUGAGCAUGCAAGCUACUCUUCUGGGUUCCAAAAUUUGAGUGAGACUCUGAUCUGAUCUGAUCUGAUGAUUCGCAGGCAAUACCAAUUUGGUGGAGGUGGUACUACUGGGCGAACCCUGUGUCGUGGACCAUCUAUGGCGUUGUUGCGUCUCAGUUUGGCGAGAACGAAGGUGAGCUUUCAGUUCCCGGUGGGACGCCCGUGGUGGUGAAGCAGUUCUUGAAGGAUAAUCUCGGCAUCCAGCAUGACUUACUCGGCUAUGUUGUGCUCGUCCAUUUCGCCUACGUCAUUGUGUUCUUCUUCGUAUUCGGUUAUUCCAUCAAGUUCUUCAACUUCCAGAAACGUUAGCGGGAUCAUUUGUAUGUAAUUAAUCGGUCGCCGUAAGUUCUAGUUCUAGUUCUAGUUCUAGUCAAAGCAAGUGCUUGUUUUGGGAGGAAGCCUGUAUGCAAGUAGCAGUGUAUUCCUCUUGUUUCUUCAAUGCAAAAAUAUUAAAAGGAAGAUGACGAAUGC
Zea mays is the source of this 1149-nucleotide messenger RNA. RefSeq lists its product as uncharacterized. Gene Ontology annotation, molecular function: ABC-type transporter activity. The record is from RefSeq and is marked validated. Gene Ontology annotation, cellular component: membrane. The transcript is spliced from 3 exons. NCBI's taxonomy places the organism in Eukaryota, Viridiplantae, Streptophyta, Magnoliopsida, Poales, Poaceae. Bases 144 to 680 code for a protein of 178 amino acids.